This is a messenger RNA of Aegilops tauschii subsp. strangulata, 507 nucleotides long. NCBI's taxonomy places the organism in Eukaryota, Viridiplantae, Streptophyta, Magnoliopsida, Poales, Poaceae. The record is from RefSeq and is a predicted model, not a curated record.
AUGCUGCAGCCACCCAAGACGCCCGAUCUGGCACCUCCAAAUCUCGGCGAUGGCGAGUCCAGGAGGCAUCCCUGCCUCCCCCUCACGGCGCCCAUGCCAACCACCGGCCAGCCGAGCCAAACCAGAGCACAGGAGGAGCCGCCACCAGCAACCGAUUCAUGCGCCACGACGACCGUAGAGGAGGGGGUCGAACAUAUCGCUGCCGCGCCGCCACCUCCGCCAGCCUGCGCUGGAGAAGAGGCAGCCGCCCGCGACCUGUGCCGACCACAGCCCUUGCCGCCAGAGAAGAAGGAUGGCCGACCGCCGCCGCCGCCCCAGGCACACACCGCCACCGCGCCGCCCGUCGCGCCGCCGCUGCAGACGAACCGCCGUGGCGCCCGGCGUCAGCGCCACGCCCUGGCCCGGCAUGUUGACCCGCACCAACCCCACCAUGCGGGAGGACAAGGAUGCCCCGCCGGCACCGGUGCCGACCAGACUUUGCCCGGCCGGGCCCACUGGCGGCGGUGA